AUGCCUUUAUCUCGUGAAGAUUCCGUUUACCUUGCCAAAUUAGCUGAACAAGCUGAACGUUAUGAAGAAAUGGUUGAAAAUAUGAAAGCCGUUGCUUCUUCUGGUCAAGAAUUAUCUGUUGAAGAAAGAAACUUAUUAUCCGUUGCUUAUAAAAACGUUAUUGGUGCUCGUCGUGCUUCUUGGAGAAUCGUUUCUUCAAUUGAACAGAAAGAAGAAUCAAAAGGUAAUGAACUCCAAGUUAACUUGAUCAGGGAUUAUCGCUCCAAAAUUGAAACUGAAUUAACUAAAAUUUGUGACGAUAUCUUAUCUGUUUUAUCAAAACAUUUAAUUCCUUCUGCUCAAACAGGUGAAAGCAAAGUAUUCUACUAUAAGAUGAAAGGUGACUACCAUCGUUACUUGGCUGAAUUUGCUGUCAACGACAAACGUAAAGAAGCUGCUGAUUUAUCUCUAGAAGCUUACAAAUCUGCUUCCGAUGUUGCUGUAACUGAAUUACCUCCCACUCAUCCCAUUAGAUUAGGAUUGGCUCUUAAUUUCUCUGUCUUUUACUACGAAAUUCUUAAUGCUCCUGACAGAGCUUGUCACUUAGCUAAACAAGCCUUUGAUGAUGCUAUCGCUGAAUUGGAUACUUUAUCUGAAGAAUCUUACAAAGACUCAACUCUUAUUAUGCAAUUGUUGCGUGAUAACUUGACUUUAUGGACUUCUGAUAUUAAUAUUAAUAAUAAUAAUAAAAAUAAUAAUUUAAAUAACAAUAAUAAUAAUAAUUCCAAGAAUAAUUGCAAUAAUAAUUCCAAGAAUAAUUCCAAGAAUACAAAAUAUAAAUUUUUCAAUUUUCAUAAUAAUUUAAUUGGAAAUUUAUUCAAAAAAGAAAUUCAAUUCAAAAUCAAUGACUAA
This is a messenger RNA of Ascoidea rubescens DSM 1968, 891 nucleotides long. RefSeq names its product 14-3-3 family protein. Gene Ontology annotation, biological process: signal transduction. The transcript has 3 exons. Lineage: Eukaryota; Fungi; Ascomycota; Saccharomycetes; Ascoideales; Ascoideaceae. The coding region runs from base 1 to 891 and encodes 296 amino acids. Gene Ontology annotation, cellular component: cytoplasm. The record is from RefSeq and is a predicted model, not a curated record.